AUGUGUGCACCGACGGUCGUCUGGCUGACAACCCACGGGGUCAUCGACGGGAGGCGAACCGUGCUGUGUUUUUUUCCUCUCCUCGUCACUCGUCCCCUUCGUGUUGGUUUUGGGUUCCUGGUGUGUGUUCGUGUCGGAGACAUUCCGGCGAACGACAAUUGUCGCAUUACGCACGUACCCCCCAAAGGGCGUGGCAGUCAUGGUUCCGUUUUCUGCUUUUUGCGUUCUUUGCCGUGGGUGCGGUAUAAGGGAAUACAGGCGGCGUCCUGCGUGUUUCGAGUGUUAUAUUCGGGUAUGGUGCUGUGCACGCUGUUUGGUAUGCAGUGACUGUUGCGAGUCGGACUCCAACAGCGGCGGCGCAGUUGAUUCUCGCAAUCGUGCCCCUGGUACUGCUGCUGCUGUGGAGUGUUCGGGGCGCUGUAGAUUGGAUGACGGGAGGCAUGUGGGUGUGUAGUGGGGGGGGGGCGGAGACGAGAUGUGGGUGAUGUACACCGAUCUGGCUGACGCUGCCUCUUGCGCGAAAAGGGGUCAACUGCCACGCGCGCGGUUGGCACUACCUACUCACGCCGCCUGUCGCAAGCCCCUGUGUUGGUUACGAUUGGUUUAGGUGCAUGCAUUGCCGCACUACUACUUGAGGCGGCGUUUGGUACACGCGGGUUUUUGGUAGGCUUCGGGGGGGAGGGUAAAGACUGGCGUUUGAUUUUCAUUUGUUGUCGGGCUAGCGUGAAAAUUCUUCCCAUGCAUGUUUGUGUGUGUGUGUGUUUCCGAAUCGUGGUGUCUGCGAGGCUUCUGGUGAUUUUGGCGUGCUGGGUUUGACUU
Molecule: messenger RNA, 819 nt
Organism: Ectocarpus siliculosus
Lineage: Eukaryota; Phaeophyceae; Ectocarpales; Ectocarpaceae
Source: the annotation of a GenBank genome assembly